AAUCAAACAAAUUCAUCAAGAAAAUGAAUUUAAUGAAAUUAAUUUAACAUAUUUAAGAAAUGAAUUAAUAGAAAUUACACAAGAAUUAAAUAAUCCACCAAAGAUCUUUAUUAAAGAAGAUUCACAAUCAUUUAUUAGUGAAAUUUCAAUUAUUUUAUCAACAAAAUCAAAAUUCAACAAAUGGAAACAAAAUGCCAUCACUGUGGCUGGUGGAAACAGGCAAGGACAGCGAUUAAGUCAGUGCAACUACCCUCACGUCAUCUUUAUUGAUAAAAAUAAAAAUAUUUUCAUUGCUGAUUAUUCAAAUGAUCGUAUUGUUGAAUGGAAAUAUAAUGCAAAAGAAGGAAAAAUCAUUGCAGGUGGAAAUAAACAAGGAAAUCGAAUGAAUCAACUAAAUGGACCAACAGAUGUGAUUGUUGAUCAACAAAAUCAUUCGAUUAUCAUUGCUGAUCAUGGAAACAGGCGAGUGAUUCAAUGGUUUAAUCAAAAUCAAGAAAUUCUCAUUCAGAAUAUUCAUUGUUGGGGCUUAGCAAUAGAUAAAAAUGGAUUUCUUUAUGUUUCUGAUUGGGAAAAGCAUGAAGUACGACGAUGGAAAAUGGGAGAAUACAAGAGAGGAAUUAUAGUGGCAGGUGGAAAUGGAAAAGGAGAUCAACUUCAUCAACUCGAUUAUCCUACUUAUAUCUUUGUUGAUGAUGAUGAAUCUGUUUAUGUAUCAGAUUAUCAUAAUCAUCGUGUGAUGAAAUGGAGAAAAGAUGCAAAAGAAGGAACAGUUGUUGCUGGAGGAAAUGGUCAAGGAGAAAAUCUCAAUCAAUUGUCUUCACCUCACGGAGUGAUUGUUGAUGAUUUGGGUCAAAUCUAUGUGGCAGAUUGUUGGAAUGAUCGAGUAAUGCGUUGGUGUGAAGGAAAAGCAGAAGGUGAAGUUGUUGUUGGUGGAAAUGGUGAAGGAAAUCAAUCAAAUCAAUUGAAUCGUCCCCAUGGUUUAUCUUUUGAUGAUGAGGGAAAUCUCUAUGUUGCUGAUUUUUCAAAUCAUCGAAUUCAAAAAUUUGAAAUAAUAUUGUGA
Molecule: messenger RNA, 1060 nt
Organism: Adineta steineri
Lineage: Eukaryota; Metazoa; Rotifera; Eurotatoria; Adinetida; Adinetidae
Source: the annotation of a GenBank genome assembly